AUGCUAGAUAACAAGAGAGCGUUCAUUACAAUGUAUCAUGGCUUGAACAAGGAGAUUCAAGGCAGAGAUAGAACAUACACAGCAUACAAGAUCUUUAUUUAUCCAUCACGUGUUCCCCCAUUUGCUACUCAGGCACUCGCUCGUUGGCAACAAUCAGGCAGCCAUGCUGUGGUGAAUAUCUUCUCCUCAACCGUUUUACCCCACAAUUCUCGCACAAAACACCUCAACAGCACCACAAAUUCAAUCUCCUAG
Cadophora gregata is the source of this 252-nucleotide messenger RNA. RefSeq lists its product as uncharacterized. The transcript is spliced from 3 exons. Lineage: Eukaryota; Fungi; Ascomycota; Leotiomycetes; Helotiales; Ploettnerulaceae. The coding region runs from base 1 to 252 and encodes 83 amino acids. The record is from RefSeq and is a predicted model, not a curated record.